UUUAGAGCAGAGCUGGUGUAUUUGUAUGUUAAUGCCACAAAAAACUUGUCUUUCAUUGAAUUUAAUGACAAUUAAUAACCUCAGCUCCUCCCGAAGCUGACAGACAGGGCGGAAUCAAUCAACAACACAAAGGCCAUCUUUGGUUUCAUUUGAAUAUUUUUAUGCAUGAUUAUAAUGGCGGAGACACCGAGGUGAGCACGGGUGCGGAUGGUCUCGAUUAGCCUCGCAGCUAGUCGCGUCGAUGACUGAAUCGUUUUGGAACAACUUCGCGCCUGGCCAUGGGAGUUGUUGAGGUUGGAAGUUUCUUCCGAUUUCUCUUCAUUCUGGGAUUUAUGUCAGUACAACAAUUGUCUGUCACAGAUGCUGAGAUCGAAAUGUUGCGGAAUGGAAUCACCACGGUGGGAAAGACUUUCCGAGUUGUCUGUAAAGUCACGAACGAAAGAUUCGUGGGCUGGUAUGACCUGAACGGCAACAGAGUGACAAAAAUCCCGGAUGAGGACGAACUACCGGUGGAAAAAUACUAUGUGGAAGUUCAAAGCAACAGUUACACGCUUGUGAUUCAGGAUGUUGUGGUAGCUGAUGGUGGAAAUUACACAUGUAGAGGAGACAAGACGAUCAAGGUCUUCACUCUUUAUGUCGAAUUCUUCGUCACAGAGUCUCCUCGGGAUCAGAACCUCUCCGUUGGCAGGUCCCAAGUGAUAAGAUGCUCAGCUGAAGGCUAUCCCAAGCCAACUUUUAAGUGGUACAAACAGCGCCGGCUGGUCAAAUUCUCUGACCCUCGUUUCACUCUUCUGUCUAAUGGCUCCCUGCUGAUCAAUCCAGUACACGAGUCGGACACUGCGGAAUAUAUUUGUCGCAUCACACAGCUAGGAACUGAAGAAGGCACUAAUCUACGAGAAGAAUCAAAAGACAUCCAGGUUACAGUGUACGGUCCGCCAAGAAUAAACCUCGAAGAGUCCUCGUCCUCAAAUCUCUAUUCUUACAUUGAUAAUCCUACACCUGUCACAAUAAUAUGCCAUUGGUGGGGUUUUCCAGUUCCUGAGCUCAGCAUUAAGAAGAACAACAAAGCAUUACCAAGUGAAGAUGUGAAGAUCGACGGCCCAGAGCUUGAGGCCACUAUAAAGAUUGACAGCGAAGACGACUUUGGAAACUAUACGUGUCACGCUUCUAAUAGGUUUGGGGACGCUACUCAUGACUUAAGCGUCACGAAAGCAGGUAAGCCCAGUCCUCCUAUUAAUAUCACGUUCGCCACCACCUGUGAUCAUCUGACAGUGGCCUGGAACAAACCGGAAUCAGAUGGUGGUCUACCGCUGACCCAUUACAAGAUAGAGUUAAGGGACGCGAUAGAAUUGCUUGACGAAGUUUUUGUUGGUGUUCAAACGAAGAGAUUUACCUUCACAAGUAGAGAAGGCGUGAAUCCUCGGACACAGUACACGGUCGCUGUACAGGCCUUCAACAAACUUAACGACGGGACAAAGGGAGAGCGCGUUGUUAUGUCUGCUUACUGCCCUCCUAGUGGACCAUUCUACAUAACUAACACAGUCACGCAGUUGAACGCGACAAGUUUCACGCUAAAAUGGACUCGCCCACCCCAGGAUGGUGGCGAUCCUGAGCUCAAGUACGAUAUCGAAUACAGCAAAGCCAAUUCGGAAGGGAAGUUUGUUCACUGGAAUUCUAAGAAGAGUAUCACAGGACAAGAGUACAACGUGACGGGACUGGAGAGGAGGUCUAGGUACCAGUUCAGAGUGUUCGUGUUCAACAUUGUCGGAAGGAAAAGAGAACCCGCGAGCAAGGAGUUUAACGUGAUCAGCGGUGAUGGUGAAGGGCCUGGACCGACGCGUGGACCAGGUGGAAUCACUCAACCCGACCUGGUUUACGAUAUGUCCAUCAACUGCACGUCAUUUUACAUGCAAGUGAACUUUGCCCUCAAAUCGUCUUAUCUGAAUGUGGAGACUUUCCACUUCGACAACAAAUCGUGCGGCUCCUACGCUGCCAACUCUACUCAUGUCUCCUUAAGAACACCGCUGGAUGCUUGCGGGACCACAAGCAGGCAGACUGAAGACUCCCUAACGUAUUUCAAUAAAGUUGUGGCUGAGACAAAAGACAAGGACAAGGGAUACGUCGUCGAAUUCCCAUUCUCCUGUACUUACAACAGGCGCGAUACUAUUGGAACUCCCAGUUUUCAACCCAGGAAAAAGGUCACCGUUUUUGAAGAGGGCUACGGGAACUUCUCAUUCGAGAUGGGUCUAUACCGGAGCUCCGAGUAUGCGUCCCCGUACGAUGUUUCAGAAUAUCCGGUCACCAUCAACCCGUUUGGCCAGUUAUACUGUCAGGCUAAACUGGAUUCCUCGGACCCAGACCUCGUCCUCCGGACCGACACGUGUGUGGCCACACCCUCUAUGGAUCCGUCACACAGCGUCCAGUAUACAUUUAUUGAAGACGGUUGUCCCGUUGAUAACGGAACUCGCUACACUCACACGAUGACUGAUACGCAACGGUUUCAGUUAAUACCAUUUCGCUGGAUCAAAAAUUAUACGCUGGUUUACCUUCAUUGCAACGUCAUCGUCUGUCAUAAAGACCAACCCUCGCGGUGCAGUAAGGGAUGCCAGCCCUCGAACCCACGACGCACGAGGAGUACUGGGAAUGAAGAGGAGCAUCGUGUCACUCUUGGUCCUGUCAUGCUUCGGGAAACGCAGCGAUCUGAGUCUCACAUUGUGUACAAAGAUCCCCAUUUGGGUACGCCUGUUGCAUCCAGUCUUCCUCUGUGGAUAGUAAUUCUCAUUAUUUUUGCCACUGCAGUCGUACUUGGUUUAAUGCUCUUUGCCGGCGUUCAUCUCUUUUACUUUAUAGCUUCGAAAUCGCAAGAUGGCGGCUCGAAUGAAGUUCAGAGACACUCAGAGGAAGUGGAAUUAUUUCGUUCCGAAAAUGUUUAGAAUUAUAACUUAGCAAGAGAAAUAAGGGGUAUAUCAUUAAUCAAAGGCUAUCAUUUUAUAAAGACAUAGUAGACUGCUAUCAUUCGUAAAUAUGUGAGAUAUUAGGGGGAUUCAGAGAGCGACAACGGUGUGAGUAGUUAAAUUAAUAAUCUUAAAGCAAUAGCUCUGCAAUAAUGCGCAAAUUCUGCCUCUUUUUUGAGAACGCAAACCACGAUCAACCUCAAAUGUUGCUGCUUGUCGAGCUUGAACACAGCUUUACAUAUUUAGCUACAUGUUUAAGUAGCUCAGGCAAUGCAAAGAGAAACAAAAGAAUUAAUAUUCAAGCAGAUAAUUGCGCGGUAACUUUAAUUUUCAAAAGAUGUUUUCUUAUUUACUUCCUAUUUAAACUAGAAGGAAGCACUUUCCAAGCUUUCCGGUAGAGAUCACUGCUAUUUCUUUUUUUGUGGACUUCAAUGUUUUCCUUUGUAGAUACCUUCAUAGUGACAGGAGAUCUUCACACGGCUGAGACAAUCUUGUAUUUGUUGAAUUUCAUCCUUGUACAAAACUCACCUUUGGCUUGAAAAUGGAGGAUUAAAAAACCGAGACUUUUCAGUGUA
This is a messenger RNA of Orbicella faveolata, 3529 nucleotides long. RefSeq lists its product as uncharacterized. NCBI's taxonomy places the organism in Eukaryota, Metazoa, Cnidaria, Anthozoa, Scleractinia, Merulinidae. Gene Ontology annotation, molecular function: protein binding. The record is from RefSeq and is a predicted model, not a curated record.